Messenger RNA from Linum tenue, 1629 nucleotides. The record is from the annotation of a GenBank genome assembly. Lineage: Eukaryota; Viridiplantae; Streptophyta; Magnoliopsida; Malpighiales; Linaceae.
CAUUGAUCCAGAUUCCAGGAACCCAAUAAUGGAGACCAUGAUGCUGUUAGUCCUCGUAGCCUCCUCUGUUCUCUCUGUUUUCUUCCUUAGAAAGCUGCUCAGCUCUUCCCCGAAGGAGAUGGAGGCCAUCCCAGGGAGCUUGGGAUUGCCUGUUGUCGGUGAAAGCUUCUCCUUCAUCUCUGCCUUCAGCAGCCCAUCUGGCAUUUUUAACUUCAUGAAGGAGAGGCAAGAGAGGUACGGGAAAGUGUUCAAGAGCUACGUGCUGGGGAGAUUCACGGUGUUCAUGACAGGGAGGGAAGCCAGCAAGAUUCUGCUGACGGGGAAAGACGGGAUGGUGAGCUUGAACCUCUUCUACACCGGCCAACAAGUCCUGGGCCCCACCAGCUUGCUCCAGACCACCGGCGACGCCCACAAGCGCCUCCGCCGCCUCAUCGCCGAGCCCUUGUCCGUCGACGGCCUCAAGAAGUACUUCAACUUCAUCAGCACUCUGGCUCUCGACACUCUGGAGCAAUGGCCUGCAAAGAAGAAAGUCCUUGUCCUUGAAGAAGCUUCCACGUUUACGUUGAAGGUGAUUGGUAACAUGAUAAUGAGCUUGGAGCCAAUGGGAGAAGAGCAAGAGAAGUUCAGGUCAAAUUUCAAGACCAUUUCUUCCAGCUUUGCUUCCUUGCCAUUCAACCUACCUGGAACAGCGUUCUAUGAGGGUAUUAAGGCAAGAGACAGUAUGUAUGAAAUGCUGGACUCGACGAUUGCAAAUCGAAGAAGUGCAGAAAGCUCUCAUCAAGAUUUUCUAGAGUCAUUAAUCAUGAAACAUACUAAAUCUGGAGAUGGGAAAGGAGACGAUCAAGAAAACAAAUUGACGGAUCAACAACUUAAAGAUAACAUAUUGACUCUUCUGGUUGCGGGUCAUGACACUACCACAGCAGCUUUGACUUGGACGAUGAAAUUUUUGGCUGAGAAUCCUCAAGUCCUAGAGAAGCUCAGGGAGGAGCAUAGGUUGAUCUUGGAGAAGAGAAGCGAUGGAGCUACUCUAAGCUGGUCUGAAGUUAACAAUAUGCCAUACACAAAUAAAGUGAUCAGCGAGACCCUUCGAAGAGCGACGAUAUUGCCUUGGUAUUCUAGGAAGGCUGCUCAGGACUUUGAAAUCGAUGGAUAUCAAAUCAAAAAAGGAUGGUCAGUCAACUUGGACGUGGUCUCGAUUCAUCAUGACCCUCAAGUCUUUCCGGACCCAGAAAAGUUCGAUCCCACCAGAUUUGACGCACCCUUAAGGCCAUACAGUUACCUGGGCUUCGGGAAUGGGCCGAGGAUGUGCCCAGGAAUCAACUUGGCAAAACUGGAAAUCUGCAUCUUCAUCCAUCACCUGGUCACCAAAUACAAGUGGACGCCAUUAGAGAAAGAUGGUUCAGUUCAGCCCACACUCGUACGGAUGCCCAAAAACAAGUACCCAGUUUUUGUCGAGUCCCUGUGAGACUGACUGAUCAUCGCUCACUCACUCGCAGUCACAGAGGGAACUCAAUUGCCAGAGCAUAUUUUCAGUUAGUUCAGAGUCCUUUCUUUGAUGAUAAUAGUUUGUGAUAAUAAUCAUGACGUAAGAAGAGGACGCAUGAUGCAAAAUAACAAUGUUUGUGGGGA